Ectocarpus sp. CCAP 1310/34 is the source of this 2866-nucleotide messenger RNA. The record is from the annotation of a GenBank genome assembly. NCBI's taxonomy places the organism in Eukaryota, Phaeophyceae, Ectocarpales, Ectocarpaceae.
CCCGACGGCUGGUCUGCCGCUUGUUCGCGGCACACGGUUCUCGGCGUCGCUGUCGAGCGGAGACUGAAGCUCGGGGAGGGACCAAAUUCUCUGCUGAUUGUUUGGUCCCGCUCGUGUGCGUUGGAGGACAACAGCAGUGGUGUGUGAUCCUGGCGACCGGAGCUUGGAAUCCACGUAGGGUUGAAGAUGAAAAUCGCACUCUAUAGCCAUUCCAUCCCUCCAGCUGUCGAUGGGGUCUCUCGGAGGAUGGCAUCGUUGCUGCAGCAGCUCGUCAAGCAGGGCCACGAGAUGCUCGUCUUCACCCUCGAGAAGCACCCCCAGCUGGAGCCGGCCGCCGAUCCCGCAUCGAAACCCAUCAGAUUCGUCACGCUGGAUUCGUCCUUCCUCGCAGUGUACCCUACCAAAAGGCUGGCCAUGCCGACGCUCACGAACAUGAAUCUGAUCUGCAACACCAUUCGGCUCGAGGGGCCCGACGUGCUCCACUGCACGUUGGACUGCAUCAGUGCCUUCUUCAUUCUCGCUGCCAAGUUCUACCAUGUACCCGUUGUGGGCUCUGUGCACACCGACGUACAGGAGCUGCUGGCAGAGUUGAAUGUGGCGCCUAUUGCGGGUUCGCUGAUCACGUUCAAGGAGGGGGUCGAGAGCCGGCUCCUCGACAGCUGUGCGACCACUUCUCCAUCCUUCAAGUCAAAGCUGGCGGGGCGAGGCGUCGUCUGUGAUCACAUCAUCAAGACCGGGGUGACGGUUGGACAGUUUAGGCCAGGCGUUAGCAACGCCGAGGUGCGGAAUCGCCUGACUUUCGGGAACCCGGAAGGAUUGCUGGUGGUAUACGUCGGCAGGUUUGGCCCAGAGAAGCGGUUGGACAAGCUUGUCCAGAUGUGCGGUAGCGUUGACGGUGUUUAUCUGGCCCUCAUCGGAGACGGUGCGAUGGGGCCUGCGCUGUCAGAGCGCCACGGCUGCUGGUCCAACAGCGGCAAGAGGCGAACUAAGGGAGGUGUGUACUGCCGGAUCGGUUUCUUGGGGCACGAGGAUCUGGCCCCGGUGUAUGCUUCGGCGGACGUUCACGUUUCUUGCUCGCACUUCGAGACUCUGGGCAACACUGUGCUGGAGGCGCACGCGUCUGGAACGGCUGUCGUCGUGCCGAGAGCGCAAGGCUUCAUCGACACGGUAAACCACGAGGAGGACGGCUUCCUUUUCGACGGCCAUCGGCUAGCGGAAGGAGCGGCGUUUCUAGCUCGCCUCCGCGAUGAUCGCGACUUGUGCGCGAGCAUGGGAGAACGGGGCCGGCAGAAGGUGCAAAUGCAGUCUCCGGAGAUGGUGUCGAAACACGUCCUGGAGUGGUACCGAAGGGCCCGCGCAAGCACGAAGGGCCAAAAGAUUACGACCAGCUUGGCGACGGUGGCCGCGGAGCAGCUUUCCUCGCUUGUCAAGGUGCUCAUGGGCGUGGGGAUCUGCUUAUUAAUCCUGCUGGUCGUCGCCUUGUGGUUCGCAGUGGAGGCGGUGCAGGUGCUCGGCGGGAGUGUCGUUCGCUACUGCCACAACGCCAGGAACGUCUUGGGUAACUCGUCGUUCUUCAACAAGGUCUCCAAUUCCUACAAGGCCCUGACGAACAUCACCGUGGAGCGGGAGGCGACACGAUGACACCUCGGCACGUUGCUUCUUCACAACUCCUUCGCGGACUUGCUCUGAAGACGAUCACACCGAACGCAGACAAACCGCAACCAACACUGUCGUGGAAAGGAAGAGAGAGCCAGCAAAGACAGGCUCCGUUCGGCAUAACACGAAAAGGUCCUUCUCCCUCGUCUAUCAGCCGUGUGUACGCGGCCUUGUGUAUUGUAUUCAACGGCGGGACCGUACGGCAGGGUUGCGUGAACGGAAACGUACCUCUGGUGCAGAGCCCCACUUUUGCUGCCAUUUUACCCUUGUCUGACAACGCUUUUACCAACUGUCUUUGGUUGGCAUGUUUUCGGAUCAACUUCGCUUUAAGAUUUUGGGCCUGUGGAAUAUUUAGUUGUUGACAAAGAUUACCCAUGUUGAUUUGCCUUUAAGCAUGCGGGAGGCGACCGCGUCCGUUGAUAGGUAUGGAUUUUACAGCACACUGAGCAGAACCGUAUCAGGAAGACAACAAGCGCGUGGAUUUUUUUGGGUGUCUCUGUCCAAAGUCAAGUGCUCGCGAAGGGCCACCGGAGGGCAACACCCCAUAGCCUUGGCCGGGUUCGCCGACCGUGUGGGGAAAUCCACCCACUCAUUGUGUUCAUGUGUUGUGCUUUGCGUUGCGGGUACUCUACCGGGUAUGCCGUAUUGCUGCGCUGCGCCAAACGAUUUCAGUGCCGGAUUUGUUUUUUUGUCGUUCGUUUGGUAACGUUGUGCUCCUUCGCUCUUCCUUAUUUCCCGGGAAUGUGGGACAGAAGCAGAAGAUGUUGUAAACUUGCCAGUACUUCGUGCCUGGCAGUUUUAUUUUUCUGUUUGGAGUUGUUUGGAGGACCAUCAGGCGUUUUCUGAGACUGCCGAGAUGUUGGUCGAUACCCAGGUUAUUGGUUCCUUGUCCAGGCAGAACGCCGCCAAACAUCAAUGUUCGGAGCCUCCAAAUUCGUCCACACGGUUUUCGAAUACUAAUGCAACAGGCAGUUGCUUGUCAACCUUUUACGAUAGCACAGGAGGCUUGGUUCGGUUGUUUUACGAUAUUUUAGCAUGGACUUACAGGCUUGGUUCAGUAGGAGGAGGUAAGGGUUGUUUCCAAACUCGGUCGAGCGGUCUCUGUCGACCAAAAGUUUAUAUUGCUGUCUUGUCUGUCUGUCCUUUUUAUUCGCAUGCAUAGCCCUCCCCUUGACCGAUCGGAUCUAAAAAAAAGCCGAUCUCAGCCCAC